Molecule: messenger RNA, 2946 nt
Organism: Podarcis muralis (Common wall lizard)
Lineage: Eukaryota; Metazoa; Chordata; Lepidosauria; Squamata; Lacertidae
Gene: PRRC1
Product: proline rich coiled-coil 1
Biological process (GO): activation of protein kinase A activity
Cellular component (GO): cytoplasm
Molecular function (GO): protein kinase A regulatory subunit binding
Source: RefSeq, a predicted model, not a curated record
CCCGCCCCGCGGCUGCUCCUCCCCGCUGCCGCAGCGAACGUGGCAGGUCCCCAGGAGGAAGAGGAGGAGGAGAGAGGAGGUGGUUGCUGUUGCGGCUGCCGCUGAAGCCGCCGCCUCCCCGGUCCCGCCUCCCGCCAUUUUGAGUCCCCGGAGCCGGGAGAGCGAAGAAGAGCUUCCCCCUCGGGCGGGCUGUGGGAGGCCGCGGCGGCGACCCCUUUCCUCCCUACCCGCCACCGCUUCAGUGAGGCGAGGAAAAAGGGGCUGGCGGGCGGAAGCGUACGCGUGAGGGACUGAGGUGCUUUUACUCUUAGCUCUGUGUUGCUGAAGGAAAAUGAUGGAAGAGAGCGGGAUAGAGACGACUCCACCUGGAACGCCCCCACUGAGCACAGCGGGGGCGGGGCCUGCACCCACCACCACUGCCCCAGUCUCAUUAGCCUUAACUCCUUCCCUCCCUCCUCCCUCCUCUUUUCCUCCUUCCCAAGCACCAUUUUCUUCGCCUUUGCCAUCUGCAGGCUCCUCUCUUCCAUCCAUGACGACAUCCCCGGUGCCUUUGCCUUUCGUGCCUCCCAUGGCCCUUUCAGCGGGUGCCUCCCUUGGGACCUCGAGGCCACCCAUGAUGACACCGCCAGUCGCCUCGUCCCCUUUCACUAGCCCCCGUCCCCAGUUCUCAUCCCCUCCACCCCUGAGUUCAACUCCUGGCCCUGUGCUUUCCGCCCCUCCCACUGGUCCUCCCAUAUCAGGGUUUUCUAUGGCAUCGACCCACGACAUCACCAAAGGCCAUGCGGGACGAGCACCACAGACGCCCCUGAUGCCCUCGUUUUCUGCACCUUCAGUUACCGGUGUCUUCACCGGCCCGGCAUCACAGCAGCCCUGUGGGCCACCCCCACUGGCACCUGGCUUUGGAGCAGGCUCUUCAAUUACUUUCCCAGAGCAACACGAAGACCCCCGGGGAGCUGUUGUGCAGAGUGACGCAUCUGCUGGAGGAGGACUAUGGGGCUUUAUCAAAGGUGUGGCGGGGAAUCCUGUGGUGAAGUCCGUGCUGGAUAAAACCAAGCACUCAAUGGAGACGAUGAUCACGACUCUGGAUCCUGGCAUGGCUCCCUAUAUCAAAUCUGGGGGAGAACUGGACAUUGUAGUCACUUCUACUAAAGAAGUCAAGGUUGCUGCUGUAAGAGAAGCUUUUCAGGAAGUGUUUGGAAUGGCCACAGUUACAGGAGAAGCUGGGCAGUCCAACAUUGCACCACAGCCAGUUGGCUACGCAGCUGGAUUGAAGGGAGCUCAAGAAAGGAUUGACAGCUUGCGCAGGACAGGAGUCAUUCAUGAGAAGCAGCCUGCCGUGUCUGUGGAAAAUUUCAUUGCGGAAUUGCUUCCUGACAAGUGGUUUGAUAUUGGCUGCCUAAUUGUCGAGGAUCCCAUCCAUGGCAUUCACCUCGAAACAUUUACACAAGCAACGCCAGUGCCUUUGGAAUAUGUACAACAGGCUCAAAGUCUAACUCCUCAGGAUUAUAACCUAAGAUGGUCAGGUUUGUUGGUGACAGUGGGGGAAGUGAUAGAGAAGCAAUUACUGCACGUCAACAGAACGGAUUGGCACUCUGCAUUCACCGGCAUGUCCCGUCGACAGAUGAUCUACAGCACAGCCAAAGCUAUUGCAGGGAUGUACAAGCAGCGUUUACCACCCAGGAGCAUUUGAGAGGAAACUGACUCUGAAAAUGACGCAUUCCUUAAAAACUGGUGUUGAAAAGAAAUGGUUGCAUCUGUUCGAUGGCCCUCUGUUGACGCCCCUCAGUUUUGUAAUCUACAUAUAAAAUGUAAUUUUGUUUUAAAAGUGAAGGUUUCAUUUCAAACACUAAAUCAGGGAUGGGAAUCCUGAUGCUGUUGGACUCCAAACUCCCAUCAGCCCCGGCAGACAGCAUGGCCAGGAGUCAGGGAUGAUGGGAGUUGCAGUCCAGAAACAACCGGAGGCCCCUCUCCAACAUGUCCCCCACCCUUGAACCAAAUGGGUGUUUGACAGACAUUUUGGAUUUUAUUUAAGAGGCAUGUUAGUCAUUCACAGCACCUAGGAUAGGUUUGGAAUCCAAGGCCAGAGUCACUGGCAUAUGUGUUGCAGGUGUGCUCAGAUUUGGUUAGGGUUUCAAAGAGGAAGCUGUUUGUAAAGUUCCUCUUUGCAGUCAUCCUCCUUAACACCAGGGGGUCAAGAAGCAGACAAAUGAAACCUAUUUUCUUGGUUAUAUUUCACAGCAAAGAAAAAUAUCAGAAAUCACCUAGCUAAGUGCCUUUUGCUGCAUAAAUAGGUACAAGGCUGCAAUUGUUAACUUUUACAAUGCAUCUUAAGCUAUGGGCCAUUACUGAGCAAUUUGUUUACCUCCAUCGCAAAUGCUGCCCCAGGUUGUAUGCUCAAAAUUGUGCAUAUUUAUAAACUGCACAGAGUAUUUUGAUAAUUUUUUUUAAAAAAAACCUCUUUCUGCCUUUCUCAAUUUCUACUUAGUCUUUAUCUUUUGUAGAUGCUUUCAAAAGACACUUUUAUAUAGACUAGUUAGCUAGUUUAUUAUAUUUUUAUCCAGUGAAAAAUCAGUAGUUUUUACAGUUAAUAUAUUUUGGCUUGCCAUGUAAAAUCAGAAUUAGAUGUUGCUCCUGUAGGAUUUUAAUUAUUCUUCUUCAAAAGGUUUUAAUACUUCAUCACUGGACCUUUCCAAAAGCAUGAGUAUGGCCAUGGUUUGAUUCUGACAGAACAAAGUGUUUUUGGUGAGUUAGUGGGUAUAUAGGGAGAGAAAAUCUUGCUAUAUUUAUUUUGUGUUAUCAAUGCAACAGGGAAAACUCAACUAGAGAGAGAAUGAGUACAUCUUUUUCUUCACAAGCACCAAAAGUUCCAUUCCUUAUGUACCCUCUUGGAAAAUCUUAUGAGGGAUGUAUAAAAGCAUUAAAUGUUUCAUGUUCAAUCACGUCUGA